CGUGGCUUUCGUUGCUGGUCCUGGACUCAGAGGUCCGGCCAGCGCCCCCGGCCCGCGGCCACCUCUGGUCUUCCCGGGACGCCCCCAGGCGGCACCUAACUGCAGCCCGCGUUCCCCUGUCCAGGCCUGCCCGGCCUCGCAGGGUGGGGCAGGUGGGCGGGGCGGCCGGGAGGAGAGGGAAGUGAGGAGCGGCAGCCGCUGGGGGAAGAGCCGCAGGAGCAGGAGCGGGAGAGGAGCCAGGCAGGUCCUGCGACAGCAUGUUCACGCCCAUUCCCAAGAGUGGCUCUCCGUUCCCCGCGUCCGUGCAGGACCCUGGCCUGCACGUGUGGCGGGUGGAGAAGCUGAAGCCGGUGCCCGUGGCACGCGAGAGCCAGGGGGUCUUCUUCUCGGGGGACUCCUACCUGGUGCUGCACAACGGUCCGGAAGAGCGCUCCCAUCUCCACCUGUGGAUCGGCCAGCAGUCUUCCCGGGACGAGCAGGGGGCCUGCGCCGUGCUGGCCGUGCACCUUGAUGCCCUGCUGGGGGAGCGGCCGGUGCAGCACCGGGAGGCGCAGGGCAACGAGUCCGACCUCUUCAUGAGCUACUUCCCGCGGGGCCUCACCUACCAGGAAGGCGGUGUGGAGUCAGCAUUUCACAAGACCUCCCCGGGGGCUGCCCCGGCCGCCAUCAGGAAGCUCUACCAGGUGAAGGGGAAGAAGAACAUCCGGGCCACCGAGCGGGCACUGAGCUGGGACAGCUUCAACACCGGGGACUGCUUCAUCCUGGAUCUGGGUCAGAGCAUCUUUGCCUGGUGUGGUGGAAAGUCCAACAUCCUGGAGCGCAACAAGGCCCGGGACCUGGCCCUGGCCAUCCGGGACAGCGAGCGGCAGGGCAAGGCCCAAGUGGAGAUCGUCACCGACGGGGAGGAGCCCGCUGAAAUGAUCCAGGUUCUGGGCCCCAGGCCUGCUCUGAGGGAGGGGAGCCCUGAAGAGGACCUGACGGCCGACCAGACCAACGCCCAGGCCGCGGCUCUGUACAAGGUCUCCGAUGCCACUGGGCAGAUGAACCUGACCAAAGUGGCUGACGCCAGCCCCUUUGCCCCCGAGCUGCUGAUACCUGACGACUGCUUCGUGCUGGACAACGGGCCCUGUGGCAAGAUCUACAUCUGGAAGGGGCGGAAGGCCAACGAGCAGGAGCGGCAGGCGGCCCUCCGAGUGGCAGAAGGCUUCAUCUCCCGCAUGCAGUACGCCGCCAACACUCAGGUGGAGAUUCUGCCCCAGGGCCGUGAGAGUCCCAUCUUCAAGCAAUUCUUCAAGGACUGGAAGUAAGGGUGGGCUUCCCCCAGCCCCUGCCUGCCCAGUGCCGAGGAGCCCUGUGGACACCAAUAAAGGAAGCCAGUGCCUGA
Molecule: messenger RNA, 1384 nt
Organism: Sciurus carolinensis (gray squirrel)
Lineage: Eukaryota; Metazoa; Chordata; Mammalia; Rodentia; Sciuridae
Gene: Capg
Product: capping actin protein, gelsolin like
Exons: 10
Coding region: 258-1307 (349 amino acids)
Biological process (GO): actin polymerization or depolymerization; actin filament severing; barbed-end actin filament capping
Cellular component (GO): cytoplasm; actin cytoskeleton
Molecular function (GO): actin filament binding; phosphatidylinositol-4,5-bisphosphate binding
Source: RefSeq, a predicted model, not a curated record